Molecule: messenger RNA, 939 nt
Organism: Chionomys nivalis (European snow vole)
Lineage: Eukaryota; Metazoa; Chordata; Mammalia; Rodentia; Cricetidae
Gene: Mpz
Product: myelin protein zero
Exons: 6
Biological process (GO): myelination
Cellular component (GO): membrane
Source: RefSeq, a predicted model, not a curated record
AUGGCUCCUGGGGCACCCUCAUCCAGCCCCAGCCCUAUCCUGGCUGCCCUGCUCUUCUCUUCUUUGGUGCUGUCCCCGGCCCUGGCCAUUGUGGUUUACACAGACAGGGAAGUCUAUGGUGCUGUGGGCUCCCAGGUGACCCUGCACUGCUCCUUCUGGUCCAGUGAAUGGGUCUCAGAUGACAUCUCUUUUACCUGGCGCUACCAGCCUGAAGGAGGCCGAGAUGCCAUUUCGAUCUUCCACUAUGCCAAAGGACAACCUUACAUUGACGAAGUGGGGACCUUCAAAGAGCGCAUCCAGUGGGUGGGGGACCCUCGCUGGAAGGACGGCUCCAUUGUCAUACACAACCUUGACUACAGCGACAAUGGCACUUUCACCUGUGAUGUCAAAAACCCACCAGACAUAGUGGGCAAGACUUCUCAGGUCACGCUCUAUGUCUUUGAAAAAGUGCCCACUAGGUAUGGGGUGGUGUUGGGAGCCGUGAUCGGGGGCAUCCUCGGGGUGGUGCUGUUGCUGUUGCUGCUUUUCUACCUGAUUCGGUACUGCUGGCUGCGUAGGCAGGCGACCCUGCAGAGGAGGCUCAGUGCCAUGGAGAAGGGGAAAUUUCACAAGUCUUCCAAGGACUCCUCGAAGCGCGGGCGUCAGACGCCAGUGCUGUAUGCCAUGCUGGACCACAGCAGAAGCACCAAAGCUGCCAGUGAGAAGAAGUCUAAAGGGCUGGGGGAGUCUCGCAAGGAUAAGAAAUAGCGGUUAGCGGGCCGGGCGGGGGGUCGGGGGUCUGCGACGGAGUCCUCCAAAGGCUCUCAGGUGGUGGUCAUCGAGAUGGAGCUUCGUAAAGAUGAACAGAGCUCAGAGCUCCGGCCUGCAGUCAAGUCCCCCAGUAGAACCAGCCUCAAGAACGCCCUCAAGAACAUGAUGGGCCUGGAAUCGGACAAAUGA